AUGGCGCAUCUCAAGGACAAGUACGAGUACUGGGACGUGGACGCGACCCCUCCCGGUUUAGAGGUCCUGUGGAAGAUCGUCUCACCCGCGGACCUCGCGAAGUGGCAGGAGGCUGGGGGCAUCAGCGGCUCGGAGUUGGACCGCAAGGACGGGUUCAUUCACACCUCGAACGGACGCAUGGUGAGGGAGGUGGCGGCGAGGUUCUUCAAGGGCGUCGGCGACGCGGUGCUGCUCAAGAUGCUCCCGGAAGAGUGGCCGCUCGCGGUGAUUUGGUCCCCAGACGAGCCCGUCGGCGUGCUCAAGCGCCCGGUCACGGGCUCGGUGAGCGUGCACUGGCUCCCGGACGGGUGCGCGCACGUGUAUCACAGCGACCCGCUUCCGUUGGAGUGCGUCGCGGAGACGCACCCGAUGCCGCUCGGCGCGGACGGCGUGCACGUGUUCCCAGAGGGGAUGGAGGAUAAGCCCGUGGACGUGACCCCGGGGCCUGAGGUGCACCCGGCGCACGGCGGGCCCGGACCCGGCGGGGCCGGACCGGGCGAUGGAGACGCGAUGGAGACGUGA
Messenger RNA from Micromonas pusilla CCMP1545, 561 nucleotides. RefSeq lists its product as uncharacterized. The record is from RefSeq and is a predicted model, not a curated record. The transcript has a single exon. NCBI's taxonomy places the organism in Eukaryota, Viridiplantae, Chlorophyta, Mamiellophyceae, Mamiellales, Mamiellaceae. Bases 1 to 561 code for a protein of 186 amino acids.